Molecule: messenger RNA, 1563 nt
Organism: Rosa chinensis
Lineage: Eukaryota; Viridiplantae; Streptophyta; Magnoliopsida; Rosales; Rosaceae
Product: protein tas
Exons: 7
Coding region: 110-1333 (407 amino acids)
Molecular function (GO): oxidoreductase activity
Source: RefSeq, a predicted model, not a curated record
GUCCGCACUAGAGUCACACAGUCUCUCACACACUCUAGAACCUUGAUUUCGUUAACGGUCAAAUUCCGGUAAGGGGCCAAGAGCAAACGGAGCAAGCUGACCCAUCGCCAUGGCCUCGUGCGCCACCGCCUUCCUCUGCAACCACGCCGCCGCAUUAACCUCACCUUACUCGCCUCGGAAGACCAGAACCAGCGCAAGAAGCCUCCGGAGCUCUCUCAGACCAACCACCAUAACCGCCAAGCAGGACCAGAAGACGGCGUUGCAGUACCGGAAGCUCGGCGACUCGGACCUCGAAAUUAGCGAAAUUACUCUGGGCACAAUGACGUUCGGUCAGCAAACCUCGGAGAAAGAAGCGCACGAGAUUCUCGGCUACGCUUUCGACAAUGGGAUCAACAUUUUGGACACUGCUGAAGCCUACCCGAUUCCAAUGAAGAAGGAGACGCAGGGAUUGACUGACCUCUACAUUGCCAGCUGGCUAAAGUCUCAGCCCCGCGAGAAGAUUGUUUUGGCAACAAAAGUAUGUGGGUAUUCAGAGAGGUCUAGUUAUCUGCGUGACAAUGCAAAGGUCCUGAGGGUGGAUGCUGCAAAUAUUAGAGAGAGUGUAGAGAAAAGCCUUAAGAGACUCGGCACAGAUUACAUUGAUCUAUUGCAAAUUCAUUGGCCAGAUCGCUAUGUUGCACUAUUUGGUGAGUAUUGUUAUGAUCCUUCCAAAUGGAGGCCAAGCGUACCAUUUGUGGAGCAACUGAAGGCUCUUCAAGAAGUUGUGGAUGAAGGAAAGGUACGUUAUAUUGGUGUUUCCAAUGAGACUUCAUACGGAGUGAUGGAGUUCGUACAUACUGCCAAAGUUGAAGGACUACCAAAGAUCGUCAGUAUCCAAAACAAUUACAGUCUGCUUGUUAGAACUCAUUUUGAAAUUGAUCUUGUUGAAGUUUGCCUCCCACAACAUCACAACAUUGGCUUACUAGCUUAUUCUCCACUUUCUGGUGGAGCUCUGACCGGAAAAUACAUUGAUAGCAAUUCCGAUGCUGCAAGAAAAGGGAGGUUGAAUCUCUUCCCAGGCUACAUGGAAAGAUAUAACAAAUCCAUUGCCAGGGAAGCAACAAUAAAGUACAUCGAACUUGCCAAAAAACACGGGCUGACUCCAGUUCAGCUUGCACUUGGAUUUGCAAGGGAUCGUCCAUUCAUCACCAGUUCUAUCAUUGGCGCAACUUCUGUCAACCAACUGAAAGAGGACAUUGAUGCUUUUCUGUCAACCGAGAGGCCUUUACCAGCAGAACUUGCGGCUGAUAUCGAAGAUAUUUACAAGAGAUACCGAGAUCCCACUCUUUUUUGAAAAAUAGUAUCCUAGAAAAGUGUAAUUAUCAUUGUUUAUGGUUUUAUAUGUAGAUCAAAGGUCAAUGAUAUUGAUCUCCCUUGUUUUACCUGGGGAAUGUUGAUGUUCCAAUGAGCAACUAAGCAUCACGUUGUCGAAUUAAGCUUCAUCCUACUGUACAGGAUUGUUUUGUAUCUAUGACCUCUUGUUGUCCUUCCGUUUUCUCUAUAUUGAAUACAACUUUAGUCCAA